AUCAUAUAAAUAGACAAUAAUAACUUACUUGCAUACGCAAACAAGGAAUACUAAAUGGAGGCUGCAAAAAUACCCAAAAGCUUAUUGGAAAGUGAUGAGUUAUACAAGUACAUCAUGGAAACUAAUGUUUACCCUCGUGAACAUGAAGCCUUGAAGCACCUUCGAGCUGUUACUGCCACACAUCCACGGGCUAUAAUGGCUACAGCGCCUGCUGCUGGUCAGAUGAUUUCGAUUUUGUUAAAACUCAUUGGUGCUAAAAAGACAAUAGAAAUCGGGGUCUUUACAGGUUACUCGCUGCUUUUAACUGCGCUAGCGAUCCCUAAUGAUGGCAAGAUAGUCGCGAUAGAUGUGAGUCGGGAGUUCUACGAGAUUGGUCGACCAGUGAUAAAAAAUGCUGGGGUGGAGCACAAGAUUGAUUUCAUCGAAUCAGAGGCUAUACCGGCUCUUGAUAAAUUGCUUGAAAUACAUGGCAAUGAAGAAAGCUUUGACUAUGCUUUUGUUGACGCCGACAAAAUAAACUACAUCAACUAUCAUGAGAAAAUCAUGAAACUCUUGAAAGUGAAUGGGGUCGUUGUGUACGACAACACACUCUGGUUUGGGUCAGUUGCACAUCAUGAAGAUUCAGUCGAGGAAAGACUUAGAAACGGGAGAGCUAGCACCGUCAAGUUUAAUGAAGCACUUGCAAAUGACCCUCGUAUCGAAAUCUCUUUGGUUCCUUUGGGCGAUGGCAUCACAAUUUGUAGACGUCUUUACUAAAUUGUGGUUAUCCUCGUCCCACUCAUUGCUAGGAGAUUACGAUGUGUUAUUUAUAUUAUAUGAAUAGUUACGGGGCUUAGCUUGUUAAGAAUAAAGUUACCAACCGAAUAAAUAGUUAUCUACCGUUCUGGAAAGUUAGUUACUAAACGAUUUGACUGUUGGUGAAAAGUCAUGGAUGGUUCAAUUCGUUUUAUGUGUACUAUAUAAAAAUAAAUGUCAUGUUACAUAUUUAUUAUCUAUCAAA
Messenger RNA from Erigeron canadensis, 1000 nucleotides. Its product is annotated as probable caffeoyl-CoA O-methyltransferase At4g26220. Bases 55 to 756 code for a protein of 233 amino acids. The transcript has 5 exons. The record is from RefSeq and is a predicted model, not a curated record. Gene Ontology annotation, molecular function: O-methyltransferase activity; S-adenosylmethionine-dependent methyltransferase activity. NCBI's taxonomy places the organism in Eukaryota, Viridiplantae, Streptophyta, Magnoliopsida, Asterales, Asteraceae.